Morus notabilis is the source of this 1232-nucleotide messenger RNA. RefSeq lists its product as uncharacterized. The transcript is spliced from 5 exons. The coding region runs from base 291 to 1058 and encodes 255 amino acids. Lineage: Eukaryota; Viridiplantae; Streptophyta; Magnoliopsida; Rosales; Moraceae. Gene Ontology annotation, biological process: snRNA export from nucleus. The record is from RefSeq and is a predicted model, not a curated record.
UGCUCUCUCUCUCCGUUUCUCUCUCUUCUCUCUCACUGUUCUCUCGGUCUCCCUCUCUCCGUUUCCGAGUUGCUCCUACGAUUGUCGGAUUGGCGGACUCUCUCCUCUCUCUCUGUUCUCUCGGUCUCCCUCUCUCCGUUUCCGAGUUGCUCUUACGAUUGUCGGAUUGGCGGACUCUCUCCUCUCUCUCUGUUCUCUCGGUGAGAUUGGGUUUCUUCUCGUUAGGGUUUUCUGAUUUCGUCGUUGGAUUGUGGGAUUGCCGGUUGGAGCUCAUUAGAUCAAUAGCCUCUAUGGAAGGGGGGGAAAGUAUACUGGAUGCCUUAAACGAAGAGGAUAACUUUGAAUAUGAUGAAGACAUUGAAAUGGUUGAUGUUGAAGAAGGGGAGUUAGUGGAGGAGAAUUUGCGAAAUGAUUUGGGUCAAAGCAAUGCUGGUGAAGUCAAUGUAAAUAAUCAAGAAUCCCAAAGUAAAAAUCGCAAGCGGAGGGCGAACAAGAAGAAGAACAAGCGAAAGAGGAGCGGCCCAGAUCCCAAUGUCACGGACAUAAACAGAUUUGUGUUAGAUACAUGCAGACGACUUAAAGAGAAGAAAUCAUACAUGGUUUAUACUGCUGUUGGAUGUUUGGGAAUUUCUGCAUUAUGUGACCUCAUCAAGGAGGUGGAUGCAGUCCAGGCUUGUGGUGGUCAGAUGACUGCAGAUGGCAGACGAUUUCGAACAGGCGGUGGCAUAUUAUGGAGCAUCGUCAAAGCGCGAGAACCAAAAGCGUACAAAGAGAUGAUGAAUAAAGCAAAGGAAUUUGAGAAGCAAUUUAAGCUACCAUAUUCGAAGCAAGCAAGAAGGCAAAGAAAAGAUGGCUCGUCUGAAAACGUUACUGAUGCACCCAUGAACGGAACAACAUCCAAUGUUUCAAAUGCUCUACAAGUCCAGUCGGAAGUGCAGAAUCAAAACGAGCAGUCAAACGAUGAAGAGAAUCGAGUGUCUGUCGGUGAUAGGUUAAGGAUACCUGUUUCUUAUGAUGAUGACCUGCUUGGAGGUGAUCCGAAAGAUGAUACAGCUUGAUUCUCAAAACAAAUUAUUAUUAAUGUUUGGAGUUUUUCUAGCAUUGAUUUCGCUCAAGAGGGCCGAGAAUAAAGAGAAUUGUUAUUAUUGUUAUUAUUUUUCGUGUAAGCAACUAUUGUAAGAGUUUCUGAGUGUAUCAAUGCUAUAAAAUUUUGUUUGAAGAGAAAUUAUUCU